Messenger RNA from Heterostelium album PN500, 1320 nucleotides. Its product is annotated as purple acid phosphatase family protein. The coding region runs from base 1 to 1320 and encodes 439 amino acids. The transcript has 3 exons. The record is from RefSeq and is a predicted model, not a curated record. NCBI's taxonomy places the organism in Eukaryota, Evosea, Eumycetozoa, Acytosteliales, Acytosteliaceae. Gene Ontology annotation, molecular function: acid phosphatase activity; metal ion binding.
AUGUUCGGCUUGUUUGGUUCAUCUUUGAUGACCAUUGUUUUUAUAUAUCUUGUAAUAAAUAUUGUUUUAUCAGAUGAAUCGAUACGUCCACAGACUGUAAAAUUAGCAUUCACUUCCAAUCCAUCGGAAAUGGUGAUUUCUUGGUUCACAGAAAAAGAAAAUGGAGACAGUUUGGUUCACUUUUCCGAGACACAUUCCACUCUUUUGAGUUGGACAAAGUUACAACACAAGAGUGGAGUUAAUGUUACAACAUCCUCCGCUCAGCCACAAAACUUUACAAGUGAUACCUGGUAUGGGUUGUCUCAUACAGUAUUGCUAUCUAAUCUUUCGCCAUUGACCACUUAUUUCUAUGUGGUUGGAGGUACCAGUCAGGUUGCAUAUUCACAGAUUUUCAAAUUUACAACACAGGCAUUCGAUAUCAAUACCACUGCCACCGAGCCAAUGAAAAAAGUGACACCCUUCCACAUUGCAGUCUACGGUGAUAUGGGGAAUGGUGAUGGAUACAAUGAGACGGUUGCACAUCUGAAAGAGAAUAUGGAUCGUUACAAUAUGGUGCUUCACGUCGGUGACAUAUCGUAUUGUGAUUACGAUAAGGUGGAGCAAGGCAAUCAGACCGUAUGGAACGAUUUCCUCAAGGAGUUGGAACCGAUCACCUCAAAGGUACCCUAUAUGACCACACCGGGUAAUCACGAUGUAUUCUACUCAUUGACAGCGUACCAACAGACAUUCGGAAUGCCGGCGACAUCCGAUGAACCGUGGUACUCUUUCAAUUACAAUGGCGUACAUUUCAUAUCUAUUAGUUCCGAGUCUGAUCUUUCACCAUUCACCAAGCAGUAUCAAUGGAUUAAAGCCGAUCUCGAGCAAUAUAGAAGAUAUAAUCCCAAUGGUUGGAUCAUUGCAUACUCUCACAGACCAUACUAUUGUUCUACCCAAUGGGAUUGGUGUCGAAAACAAACCUUGAGAGCAUUGAUAGAGGCAACCGUCGGUAGUUUAUUCCAAAAGUAUAAUGUCGAUAUUUUCUUGGCUGGACAUACACAUGCCUAUGAACGUACAUACCCUGUCUAUCAACAAUUGAAUAUUGGCAAUUACGAUUACCCAGGCGGUACUGUUCAUAUGGUUAUUGGAACACCAGGAAACCAAGAAGGUUUGGAUAAAGACUUUAUAUAUCCAACACCUGAUUGGUCUGCAUCUAGAUUCUCAACAUAUGGAUAUGCACAACUACAAGUUCAAAACGAAACACACAUACUCUGGCAGUUUUUAGGAAAUCAAGAUAGAAAGAUAUUAGACCAACAAUGGAUAGUUAAAGGUUAUUUCGAUUAA